CACAAAGGACGAACAUGGGCAAGCUCUGAGCUUUACAGUCCAGACUCCAGAGGAAACAGAGGACUGAUAAACUUGAUAUUUUACUGGCCAUUAAUCCUCACCAAAAUUCCUCCCAGAAUCUAUCAUGAGCUUGUGCUUUUGCUCAAUCUCUAAACCAUCGAUUCCAACUUCAGAACCCGCUUUUCGAUGGCUGAUUCCAAAGCAUACGAGGUAUCUUCAAUUCACCACCCUGCCCAGUCACUUCCUCAAUUACCACAAUUCUACUAGGCAGCAGAAGCAUAACCAUUCUGUGAGGGCUGUUCAAGAGGAGGGAACUGGAAUCCUUCCUCCUCCUGACGACACCGUUUCACUACCAAACUACCCAGCAGUUGUUGAGGAUACCACCCACCAAGAAAUCAAGGAAGCCAUUCUUGAUGAUGGAGUAGCAGCUACUGUGUUAGAGGAAGAAGUACCCAACACCCGUCCCAGAAAGAAACAACUUGCUGACAAGGAAGAAAAAGAGUCUGAUGAUGAUAAUAGGUUCACUCUUAGAAACGGAAAAGAGGUUCUUGAAGAGAAAGCCUAUCUUGUUGGUGUUGCUUGCAAAGGUGAUAAAGAAGAUUCAUUUGGUAUAGAGGAAUCACUUAAAGAACUUGCCCAGCUAGCUGACACUGCUGGACUAUUGGUUGUUGGUUCCACGCAUCAGAAACUUUCCAAGCUGAAUCCAAGGACAUAUAUAGGAUCUGGGAAAGUUGCAGAAAUCAAGACCACAAUUCAAGCAUUUGGUGUUGAGACUGUGAUAUUUGAUGACGAGCUUUCACCAGGACAGUUGCGAAAUCUGGAGAAGGUUUUCGGUGGAGAUGUCAGAGUGUGUGAUCGGACAGCCCUCAUUCUGGAUAUUUUCAACCAGCGGGCAGCAACCCGUGAAGCUGCAUUACAAGUUUCAUUGGCUCAAAUGGAAUACCAGUUGCCACGGCUCACAAGAAUGUGGACGCAUCUUGAGCGACAAGCUGGAGGCAAGGUGAAAGGUAUGGGUGAGAAACAAAUAGAAGUGGACAAGAGAAUCCUACGCACUCAAAUUGGUGUUCUAAAAAAGGAGCUGGAAUCGGUUCGGAAACAUCGAAAGCAGUAUAGGACUAGGCGCAUCUCUGUCCCUGUUCCUGUUGUAUCUUUGGUUGGGUACACCAAUGCUGGAAAGAGUACACUACUAAAUCAAUUAACAGGUGCAAACGUCCUUGCUGAGAACCGAUUAUUUGCUACACUUGACCCUACUACACGAAGAGUACAGAUGAAAAAUGGGAAGGAAUUUCUUCUUACAGACACUGUUGGAUUUAUCCAAAAGCUACCUACAACCCUGGUUGCUGCCUUUAGGGCAACACUAGAAGAAAUUUCAGAGUCAUCACUUCUUGUGCAUGUGGUGGAUAUAAGCCAUCCACUGGCAGAGCAACAAAUAGAGGCUGUGGAGAAAGUUCUUUCUGAACUUGAUGCCACAUCGAUUCCAAAGUUGAUGGUCUGGAACAAGGUUGAUAAAGCUGAACAUCCUGAAAAAACAAAAUUGGAAGCCAAGACGGGAGAAGAUGUUGUAUGCAUAUCUGCUCUAACUGGAGAAGGGUUAGAUGAUUUCUGCAAUAUGGUCCAGGAAAAGCUUAAGAAUACAAUGGUCUGGGUUGAGGCUUUGAUCCCAUUUGACAAAGGGGAACUUCUUAGUACCAUCCAUCGUGUAGGGAUGGUUGAGAAAACUGAAUACAUCGACAAGGGAACAGUGGUUAAAGCCCAUGUGCCUCUCCGGUUUGCAAGGCUUCUGACGCCAAUGAGGCAGAUGUGUGUAUCAUGACUUUGGAUUUGUACAAAUGAUGUUCGGAUGCGAUGGGUUGUUUGAAGACCAAUUCAUGAAUACCAAACUACUUUGAUGCUUGCAUGGCCAACUAUCAAACACGAAAAGCAACUCAUCUAGGGCAAAGGAAACAAUGGCGAUAAAGAAGAUUGUCAUUGCUCAUUGUUGACCUAAUGAUUUCAUGAAAUGUCAUCCUUCUUCAGAGUGUCUUGUCACAAGAUAAGGCUUGGUUGUACAUGCAUCUUUGUACAUAGAGCUUGUAGAUGUUGGCAUGUCCACUCACUUUUAGCUUCUGUGGGAGUCCUUUGGAUGUGUUCCUCUAAGCACCAGAUAUCCUAAUCUAAUGUUUCAUGAAACUUUUGAUCGGGGUAGGGUGCGCCCGUCCCCUUAA
This is a messenger RNA of Coffea eugenioides, 2204 nucleotides long. RefSeq names its product GTPase HflX. Gene Ontology annotation, cellular component: cytoplasm. The record is from RefSeq and is a predicted model, not a curated record. Lineage: Eukaryota; Viridiplantae; Streptophyta; Magnoliopsida; Gentianales; Rubiaceae. The transcript is spliced from 13 exons. Bases 125 to 1813 code for a protein of 562 amino acids. Gene Ontology annotation, molecular function: GTP binding; ribosome binding.